AUGGCAAGGCCAGCCCCGCAUGCCGUCGGCGGUCAGCAGACACAUUCGCACGCCUCCUUUUGUUAUGAAAAAACAAAGGCGGAAGCGCGUGUAGAUUCUUUUGAGACUAAGCAUAUGCAGAGGACGUUGGCAGUGCCAUUGCAUACGGCCUAUUUCUUCCUCAUUUGUGUGGUGAAGGCGCAUUUUGCAAGAUAUGCCGCGGACGGCUGUAGCUGGGGGAACCAUUCAAAUGCUCCCCAUGGCGGGAGAGUCACUCCCUUCCUUCUAGGAGCCGAGGGAUCCCUCAACGUCCACUCUUGCGUGGCAGACUUUCUCGUCUCUUCUCUAAGAGAUCUCACUUACGUUGCACACGGGCAACUCGUUCCCGAAAAGGUUGUAUUUCCCGUGUGCGACUCCCUUUCGGGGCCCAACUGCCCGCAUCUCCAGUUUCCGCUUCUCUUCCCCGAGGGGCCCUCUGUCUCGACGACGGUUUCCAGGGGUUUUGGAGGUGGAGGAGGAGGCUCUUCCCAAGCUCCCGCCGCCUACGCCGCGCACUUGCAUCGGCCUCUAGUAGGGGAUGCUGGCGGCAGCAGGGGAGGGCCCCUUCGGAGCGGCGUCGAGGGGGCGGGAGAGGCGGAGAAGGGGGCCCCCCGGAGCCUCUUGGCCCCUGUCUUCUUGCCUGUGGAUAGCUCCAUGACGUUCCUGCCUCUUGGCGUGCGCAGCAGUAGCGCGCGCGUCUUGCACCACCGAAUGAACCGGCCUUACAUCAACAGGGGGCAGUACAUUGAGGACGGCGUCGGCGACGUUUCCGCCCAAUCUCUUUCUGACGCCAUUUCCAACGCCAUAGGUCACCUGGGGGCGCUGACGGGAGGCACGCGAGACAUCUGGGGAUCUCCCGGCUUCCCCUCCAGCAGCAGCUUGGUGUGUUUCUACACGGGGGAGUCGCGGAGUCGGAAGGACUGCCACGACCUGGCCGUCUUCUCCUCGCUGCCUCAGAAGUACACCGCAGAAGUUGCGGCGUAUCACAGCGGGUGGAACGGCAGCUCGCACUUGCUGCUCUUCAACAAGUCGAGGGCCCCCUUCGUCUCGCCUUACUUGGAAGAAAACUACGGGUAUGGGCUUCCGGACGUAGAGACUCGCUGGAGAGGAAGAUGGGAGGUCAAGGCGACAUCUGAGGGCGCGAACGGAGCGGAGGGGAGAAGUCUCCAUUCUCCGAGACACCCCUUCAAUGCAUUCUCGCUGCCCUUGACGGGGCCCGUGGCGGAGGGUUUUUCCGCCAGACCCUCGUCGUACAGACACCUGCUGAAUUACAGGGGGCCCCCUGAGGCGAUUACCACGUUCGCUGAGUUGGUUAGCGCGGAGGGUUCCCUCUCGCACGCCAAUCUGUUUGUCCCCUUCGGCAUUUGGGUGACUGCAACGCCAAGGCGACCCUUGCCAAGCUGCGGGGAAGAGGAUUUGGAGGCUUCGCGGAGGCCAGUGUUGCUGGUGCGUGGCAUUCAGGAGGAGGAAGUCAUGUUCUCGGCGGAAGUGCCGCUUUCCGACAUCCCUGAGGUGCACGGAGAGGGCCCUCCGGAGGUUCCCAAGGAGUAUCGCUUCGUGAAUGCCUUAGACUUCAUCAAGUCAGCGACUCCUUUGCGGCGCGUCGACGUCUUGCGCUUCAGCUACGGGAUGGCAGGGGUUUCUGGGAGUGGCGUCGAGCCGAUCGGCGUGCAGCGCCCCCUGCACUGCGCUCCCUACCAGGCUGCCUUGGGAGCCGUGCAUCUGCUCGUUGCGGAGAAGGCGCUGAGCAACCGCGUGUUUUACGCAGUGGAUGCGGCGACUGCCGAGGGGAAGGCGUUGCAGGAGAAGGCGCAUGCAGUUCUGAGCCACCGGAAGCAGCAGGAAGCCCGCAAGGAAGCCCUGGCGGAAGCGAGGGGCCCCCUGCUCAAGCAGCUGCUGGGGGGCCCCCUGCCCAAGCCGUGGAGAGCCCACAUGCCGAGCUCCUCGCCUGCGCCGACGACUCGCGCCGACGAAUUCUCGGGGAACGAGACGGAAGAUCAGCGGGAAAGCGGCGUCUUCAUGGGGGUAGUGCUGUGGGCGCAAGGCGAUGCAGAACGGGAGCUGCUCGAAUCGAGCGACGUGUCGAGCACCUCGCUGCCGCUCAACUGGCAAGAGAAUCAGCGGAUCAAGUUCGGGAGGUUCGACAGCAUGCCUUACCAGUUCGCAGACUUGCGAAGGCCCCUCAAGAAGGCGACUCUGUUCAUGCAGGAGAUUCCGGCAGAAGCGCCCGUAAUUGCUCUCAACCAGCUGCCGCAAGUGAAGCAAGUUUUCUACAGAAAGCCUGCGCUGGAAACGCAUGGUCACUUCAAAAAUCCGGAUCUCGAUUCCAGUGGCAUGGGAGAUCUCCGUUCUCUGAUGAAAACUAUUUUGAACAGUCUGAGUGCCAGUAAGAGCUCUUCCGCGAAGGAAGCUGCUUCUGCUCAGACGGAGGGCUUCUCCGUGGAAGUGCCUGCGAAGGCGAAGACGCCGACUGCUGGUAUUCUGGCAGCGCCUUCCGCAGGUGCAGCAGCCAACAAAAGAGUCGGGAGGAGUAGCAAAGACGAGACAAAGAGCUCAGAGGACCGCGCUUCUAGCUGGGGGAAAUCCAUAGUCGCCUUGACAGAGAUACUGGCAAAGACCUCUCCAGGGUUUCAAAACAUCAUCGAAAAAAUGAGUGAACACAUCGCUGCCGCCUCGGAGAAGGCAUACCUUGAAGGGGCCCCCAAACCGGGCACGUCAGCUUCGGCGGGUGAGGAUCUUCAGGAGACGGGAGGGGGGGGGGCCCCCCCGUCCCCCCAUGAAGACGAGCCUCGAUCGCCAACGCAAUCUUCGGAUAAGGCUCCCGAACGCCCCAAGAAGAAGCGCAAGGGAGAAGGCGCGUCGAAAAAUCAGCUUCCGCAGCCAGGUACGACGUGUGGGCAUUUCCAGAAGUGUCUCCUUGUGUGUCUCUUGUUGUCUGCGGAAAGUUUUUUGGAGGGUGGUAGCCGCGCAGCAUGGGGGUGGGGUUGUCAGGGGGAGGAGAAGGCUGGGGUUGGGUGGAGCACACACGGGGAGAAGGGACGGGCGUUUGCUGGCAUUCCGGAGGCCUUUUCUCGUAUGGCUCAGCAACUUGGCCUCCCGAUAGAUGCUCAUGCGGCAGAGAGUCUUCGAGAAGCCCUCUCGAAGCUAGGAGGCUUCCCCUCCGAGGAUGAGGGGGGGGGAGGAGGCAGGCAGCAAGCAUUUCUCCCUCAGCAAGAGGCGAGCCAGAGCAUUCCGACGAAGCCACCAAAGGCUCCUCAGGAAGGCCUUUCCUCCGAGAAAUCGGCCGUUCACAGUGCCUCUGAUCCCGACAAAGGAGGGCACGAUGUCGGUCCCCUCGCCAGCAAGAGCAGGGACGGGGAGACGUUGUUUGAGCGAGCGAUGCAGUUUAUGCAAGAGGCGGACUCUUCGGUUGUCUCAGCCCUCAUGAGGACUGCUGAAGAGCAUGCAAGAAGGCUUUGGGGGGGGGACGUGCACACCAUACCUCCACCGUCAGUCUUGGCAGACAUCCUUAAGUCACUGCCCGUAGAAAGCUCCGAGGGCCCCCAAGAAAAAGAUAAAGAUGAGCUCUAG
Molecule: messenger RNA, 3588 nt
Organism: Cyclospora cayetanensis
Lineage: Eukaryota; Apicomplexa; Conoidasida; Eucoccidiorida; Eimeriidae
Exons: 12
Coding region: 1-3588 (1195 amino acids)
Source: RefSeq, a predicted model, not a curated record